Messenger RNA from Mollisia scopiformis, 477 nucleotides. RefSeq names its product 60S ribosomal protein L32. Gene Ontology annotation, molecular function: structural constituent of ribosome. The coding region runs from base 24 to 419 and encodes 131 amino acids. NCBI's taxonomy places the organism in Eukaryota, Fungi, Ascomycota, Leotiomycetes, Helotiales, Mollisiaceae. The transcript has 6 exons. Gene Ontology annotation, cellular component: ribosome; cytosolic large ribosomal subunit. Gene Ontology annotation, biological process: translation. The record is from RefSeq and is a predicted model, not a curated record.
CCCGACCAGAAACCGACGUCAAGAUGGUUUCCGCAAAGAAGCACGUUCCGAUUGUGAAGAAGCGCGUCAAGCGUUUCCACAGACAUCAGAGUGACACAUACAAGUGCCUCGAUGCGAGCUGGAGAAAGCCAAAGGGUAUCGAUAACAGAGUCCGAAGACGAUUCAAGGGUCAAAUGGUUAUGCCAUCGAUUGGAUUUGGCUCGAACAGAAAGACUCGCCAUAUGAUGCCCUCCGGCCACAAGGCUUUCCUCGUCAACAACGUCCGCGAUGUCGACCUUCUCUUGAUGCACAACAAAACUUUCGCUGCUGAGAUUUCCCAUGCCGUUUCGUCAAGAAAGAGAAUCGAAAUCAUCACUCGCGCGAAGGAACUCGGUGUUAAGGUUACGAACCCCAAGGCCAGAAUCACGACUGAGGUUUAAGGUGAUGGUUUUUCAUUUGGGAACUUGCAUGGGGUACGGGAUUGCUAGAUCAUGAGCG